AUGAGACCGUACGCUCUUGCCCUCCUCGCUGCGCCCGCGCUUGCCGCGCAUCGCACCGCCCGCGACGCGAUCGAGAGCAUCUGCACCAAGAACAACAUCAUCACCACCGACGACUUCAUCCUCUACAACAACCUCUGGGGCGAGGACUACGCCACCUCCGGCUCGGAGUGCACCUACCUCGACUAUGUGAGCGGCAACUCCAUCUCGUGGCAGACCUCGUGGACCUGGGCCGGCGGCGCCGACUACGUCAAGAGCUACCCCAACGCGGUGCUGAACGUCGGCGCGAAGCAACUCAGCUCCAUCACCAGCAUCCCCACUACGUGGUCGUGGAGCUACACCGGCACCGACCUCAAAGCCGACGUCUCCUACGACGCCUUCUUCUCCACCACCGCCUCCACCACCGCCACCCAUGAGUACGAGGUCAUGGUCUGGCUGGGCGUGUACGGCGGCAUCGAGCCGAUCGGCAACGCGGACGGUCCGAUCGCCAGCCCGACCAUCGGCGGCCGCGUGUGGGAUCUGUACAAGGGCCCGAACGACUGGACGGUCUUCAGCUUCGUGGCCCGUGAGAAUGUCCAGGACUACUCCGGCGAUAUCAUGGACUUUUUCAACUAUCUGAUCGACAACGAGGGCGUCUCAUCGAGUCUGUACCUCCAGACGCUUGGGGCGGGAACGGAGCCGAUGACGGGGUCGGAUGCGUGGUUUACUGUUGCGCCGUAUGAGAUUAGCAUUAACGCUUAG
This is a messenger RNA of Aspergillus aculeatus ATCC 16872, 738 nucleotides long. RefSeq names its product glycoside hydrolase family 12 protein. Gene Ontology annotation, molecular function: cellulase activity. The transcript has 2 exons. Bases 1 to 738 code for a protein of 245 amino acids. The record is from RefSeq and is a predicted model, not a curated record. Gene Ontology annotation, biological process: polysaccharide catabolic process. NCBI's taxonomy places the organism in Eukaryota, Fungi, Ascomycota, Eurotiomycetes, Eurotiales, Aspergillaceae.